CCACAAAAUGGACAUGGACACGAAGGUGAUGGAUGUAGUUGGGGAGGCACAUUUUCCUCAGCCUCUGGGGUGUCCUUCACCCUGCGGGCCGGAGGAGUUCUGUGAUUUCCAGAGGGACGCGCCACAGUGUGAGAAAUGCACCAUGUGCCCACCCGGCUUCUUCCUGAUCUCACAGUGCUCUCCUAAUGCAGACAGGAUGUGCCAGGACAGAGAUGAAUGCCUUGAAUUACCAAGCAUUUGCGGAGAGCGAGUGAAGUGUCUUAACACUCCAGGAGGGUUCAGGUGCUUGGGAGUUUCUGAGAGAGAGGCAGUCGCUGGCCUGUGUGGCCAUGAGUACUUCUAUAACCAGGAGCUGCAGGAGUGCCAGGCCUGUUCUGACUGCGACGGCGAGCCUGUCAGCGCUCCCUGCACAGCCGUCAGCGACGCUGUUUGUGGCGUGCUCUCGGAGAACCGUCUUUCCCAGUCCUGGGGAGCUAAUGUGGCCGUUCCUCCUGCCAGGACCCCCGGUAACCUCAUCUUCCCUGGGCUCCAACUUAACAUCCGAAGCAAGGAGAGUAGUGAUCUGCUGUCCAACCAGGCUGGGCGGCUGACCUUCCAACAGCACGGCCUGGUGUGGCUGGACCACAACUUUGCUCUGAAGCACAGCUGCAGGAACUUCCUCCAGGUGGGAAUGCGGCUCAAUGGGAGCCAGGAGGAAGAGGGUCGUGACCUCAGUGGUGUGCGAAUUGAACAACCAGAAGGGAAGUAUUUCCAGGGCGUCAGCGUCAGCAGUGGGGUUGAGGUGGAGCCAAACCACACCCUGACUCUUUUGCUAAAGAGCCCGAACCAACAUUGCAACCAGAGCAAGGACAUCCAUGUCUAUGAUCUUCACGCUCCUUCCUUAAGUCUGCUCUGGUUGUCCCAUGAUACCGGGGCAGUGGCUAUGACGGCACAGAUGUCCAUGUCAGCUCACUACCAGACCAACUAUCGCCCCACGUUCCGCAUGACCUCCGUCUCUGACCCUUACAUGAUUAGCCUGACCCAUGACAGCCGUGGGAUACGCUUCACAGAAAGCGGUGUGGUAAAGUUUGUCCUUCAGCAGGCUCUGUAUUCCAUGGGUCACACCUGUGUUAGGGAGGGAUUCUCCCUCAUCGCCUAUACCAACCGCAACGGGACUGGCCAGGAAGUGAUGCGGGCAUACAAGACAGGCGUUAACUACAGGGACACCUCCAUCAGCCUGUCUGGUGCUGUAAAGGUGGAAAAUGGAGACACUUUGAGUUUUGAGAUCACCUCUCCAUCCCAGUGCAAUAUCCGCUACUUUGGGGACAGCACGGGGAUCAGUAUGCUGAGCCUGAUCUGGAUUCCUUCAGCUGUGUCGUCAGCCCUGGCUGCUACCGUGUCCAGGACUGGCCUUCCCUCUGGAGCUGUCAGAAACAAGCCCCUCUUGUUCCAGCAGAUCAGCCCGGAUGCGCCACAAAUCCAUUUGUCCCGUACGGGUGAACCAAACAGCCGGAAGAACUUUAUAUUCCGUGAGAAAGGGACAGCAAACGUAGCCCUCAACCUGAAGCUGAUCCACUCCUGUAAUGUCGUAAAACUCACUCUGCACCGGGCGGGGGGUGCUAGCGAGGGCGGGCAGGCAGCUCCUACCGGUCCUGUGGCUCAGCAGGUGUCUGGAUACAUGCCUGAGGGGAGUGAGUGGGCCAGCGUGGGGCUGAGGGCCUCAUUUGAGGUCCAGAAUGGCACAGCUAUCUUUGUUACCCUGGACUGCGUGCGCGGACGAGUCAAUCAGAUAACUCAUGAAGGAGGAACUAACAUUUCCAUUCUCUGGGUGGCAUUGUGAUCCAAACACGGAUGGAGGCUUGGUCAUGAUAUCAAUGCAUUUCAUCAGAAAAAAAAAAAGACAAUGGUUUUGCACAAUAAUGAAUUGCUGAGCAGAUUCUACAAUUUACCAAAGUGAAGUAGGGCUUUAGUUAAAAGAAAAUGUCUUACUCGUCUUAUACAAAUAUUUUGUUAUAUUAGGGUUUUGCAGUUUAUUUUUUAUCCUGUAUAGACUUUUAUUGUGAUGAUUUAUAUACUGUAAGUACUGCUUUUGCUCUAAGUACUUCGGCUGGUUGAGCAGUGACCAAUUCCUCAUGGAGUGUGUGUGUGUGUGUGUGUGUGUGUGUGUG
This is a messenger RNA of Myripristis murdjan (pinecone soldierfish), 2147 nucleotides long. RefSeq names its product NELL (neural EGFL like) family member 3 (gene nell3). The record is from RefSeq and is a predicted model, not a curated record. The coding region runs from base 8 to 1819 and encodes 603 amino acids. NCBI's taxonomy places the organism in Eukaryota, Metazoa, Chordata, Actinopteri, Holocentriformes, Holocentridae. Gene Ontology annotation, molecular function: calcium ion binding; protein binding; heparin binding. The transcript has 3 exons.